Messenger RNA from Pogonomyrmex barbatus (red harvester ant), 1746 nucleotides. RefSeq names its product inactive selenide, water dikinase (gene Sps1). Gene Ontology annotation, molecular function: selenide, water dikinase activity; ATP binding. The record is from RefSeq and is a predicted model, not a curated record. Gene Ontology annotation, cellular component: cytoplasm. Gene Ontology annotation, biological process: L-selenocysteine biosynthetic process. Lineage: Eukaryota; Metazoa; Arthropoda; Insecta; Hymenoptera; Formicidae.
AUGGCGGAGCUGCAGGGCACCCCGGUGGCACAGGACGCCCUGACCGUGGCGCAACUCGAGCUUGAGGGGAAUCCGAAUGCCUUGGCGCUGCGUAGGCCAUUCGAUCCGGUGGCGCAUGAUCUCGACGCGUCCUUCCGCUUGACGCGUUUCGCCGACCUGAAAGGAUGAGGGUGCAAAGUCCCUCAGGAAGUUCUUGGUAAACUCCUCGAGGGACUUCAGGCCGACGACGCGUCUGCACAGGACCAUGAGCAUGCCCACUUUAUGCAUAUGGCAAUCCCACGCAUUGGUAUUGGCAUGGAUUCCUCCGUGACGCCGGUGCGACACGGUGGGCUUAGCCUAGUGCAGACUACAGAUUUCUUUUAUCCCCUAGUCGAUGAUCCUUAUAUGAUGGGUAAAAUCGCGUGCACCAAUGUCCUCAGUGAUCUGUAUGCAAUGGGUGUGACGGACUGUGACAAUAUGCUAAUGCUGCUGGGCGUUAGUACAAAGAUGACAGAGAAAGAACGUGACGUUGUGGUGCCAUUAAUCAUGAGAGGUUUCAAGGAUUCUGCUCUAGAUGCGGGUACUACAGUGACAGGUGGCCAGACAGUUGUAAAUCCUUGGUGCACUAUUGGUGGAGUUGCAACUACUGUUUGUCAGCCAAAUGAGUACAUUGUACCAGAUAAUGCUGUGGUAGGGGAUGUAUUGGUUUUAACAAAACCUCUUGGCACGCAAGUCGCUGUCAACGCACAUCAAUGGCUUGAUCAGCCCGAUCGUUGGAACAGAAUCAAACUUGUAGUAAGCGAAGAGGAUGUGCGAAAGGGUUAUCAACGUGCAAUGGACAGUAUGGCUAGGUUGAAUAGAACAGCUGCUAGAUUAAUGCACAAGUACAAUGCGCAUGGAGCCACAGAUGUAACCGGUUUUGGCCUUCUGGGACACGCUCAGAAUUUAGCAAAACAUCAGAAGAAUGAAGUCUCCUUUGUUAUCCAUAAUCUCCCUGUUAUCUCCAAGAUGGCUGCAGUGGCAAAAGCGUGUGGGAAUAUGUUCCAGUUAUUGCAGGGUCAUUCAGCUGAGACUAGUGGCGGUCUGCUUAUUUGCCUUCCUCGAGAACAGGCUGCGGCGUAUUGUAAAGACAUUGAGAAACAAGAAGGAUAUCAAGCAUGGAUUAUCGGAAUUGUUGAGAAAGGUCUUCGCACGGCCAGAAUAAUUGAUAAGCCGCGAGUAAUUGAAGUUCCGGCUAAGGAGAAGGACGGUGAGCUCUGGUAAAAAGGGAAAAGAAACUUUGCCCUGUGGGAAGAAGAGAUAUUUCACAUUGAUUCCCUUAAUUAUACAUACGUUCAUAUUUGGAAAAAAAGAACAGCACGCAUAUACACUCGACAGCGCUUUUUACGUGCACCAUGAGCGAAAAGAAUUAUUUAAUUGUAUCUGUAUCUCUCCCUUUCCAUGAAACAAAUCGCAUUUUCAGUGGUAUUAAAAUCUCGAUUAUUAAAUCGCAGAACACAUAGAAAUCAAACUGUUUUACGGGUCAUUUAAUUUUUAAAAAAUGAAGUGACUCUUGUGGUUUAAUAAUAGAUUUGUUAAUAGCGAAUAGCACAUCAUAUUUUAUUCAAAACAUCUGUAUUUGCAGAAAGAGGUUCUGUUUCCUUGUUUUUCUUUUCAUAUUGACAUUGUAAACCUAACAACAGUUUAAAAGUGAGCCUGUUUAAAGCCGGCUAUUAAUGCAUUCUUGUACCGAGAAAAGUUAAGGAAGUAAUAAAUUUAUAUAGUACC